Ceraceosorus bombacis is the source of this 4850-nucleotide messenger RNA. The record is from the annotation of a GenBank genome assembly. NCBI's taxonomy places the organism in Eukaryota, Fungi, Basidiomycota, Exobasidiomycetes, Ceraceosorales, Ceraceosoraceae.
AUGCAGCAAAGCGACAAUACCGGGGGCCGCGUCCACAGCGCGCUCAGAGCACCGAAAUCGAAGACUCACUCGCGCGCGUUGACUGUGCCCAGCAACGAAGCGACUACCAACUCCACUCACUUGGCAAAUCCAACCAGCAAGGAUGCAGAUGCGAUCCGCAUCGAUGCCGACCAGACCGCUUCAGCAAUUAGCAGCGAAGGCCAGCGCGCGGCUCGUUCUCUGGGCCCUAGCGCUGCUGAUUCCGGCAAGCGCGGAAAGCCCAGCUCGCUACCGCGAUUAGCGCGCCGAAGCGAUCCAUGCGCCUUCGCUUCGUCUUCAUCAAGGAACCACAAAACUCCACUUGUGCCACGCAACGCCCAGCAGACCUUCGCGAACAAGGUGCUCGAGGCAAGAGAAGUGUCUUGCGCUCCCUCAAGUCACCAGACCCGUCGACUCGGUCAAGGUCCAAUCCAAGAUGAGCUAGCCACUCUUGUCGGAAACCCGGGCACUGCAGCUGCUCUUGAUUGGGCGAACGUGCUUGGCGGUGACAGCGCUUCGAUGGUGCCUGGCGCGAUCAGCAGGACGGGCCACGCGCCGAGCCUCAGCCUCCUUGAGAGGCCUUCACGCCCAUCGAGGGUCUCUCUCGACGAUCGUAAAUACCGACCCUCGACGCCCCGAGAAUCUCGGAGCAGUUUUGCUCUGCCAGUAACUAUCUCGAACGAAGCACGCCGUCGCCUGUCACCAUCUACGCAAACUCCAUUCUUGGGCUUGCGCAGCUUAGAAAAUCUCGUUGGCGCAACCGACAACCACGUCGAGCUCAAGGAGGCCUCCUUCAUGAGCCAGUGUUCAGUGAGUGAACAAGGGUUGUGCUCCAUCAAGUAUCGCUGAAAAGGCUCGAGUUGGCACGCUCUGACCAAGAUUGUGCUCGACAGAACUCCGCAAUCGACAAAAUCUCGUCCUCCAGAACGCACUUACCGACGCUCGAAGCGGAUCCAGUGCUGCUGAAGCGUCAUCUCGCUGGAUCUGCCACACCGCGGGCAUCAAAAGACUUCGCUCCUACGAGCGCCAUUCACUCCAAUCAAGCCGUGCUCACGAUGCGAUCUGCUGUCUUUGGACAUAAACAGACGACUUCAAAGGGGUUCGAGACCGACUGCAAGCUCGUCCGCGCGAGAGACACUGAUCGGACACACGCCUGGCUCUCGGGUCCCGUCGCAAAUCCCUCUGCAGUCGAUAGCGAAGCCAGCACUACUGGCGUGCUGUGGCCUAGGGCACCCCUGGUUGCAUCCCACAACGAAGCCCAUGUGAUUGGGUCGACACGACGUCAUGACGACCCUCAAGACUCGAUUGCCGAAGCAUGGCAGCUCUCGCAGCCUCAAAUUCGCCCAUUCCCUCUCUCGUGGUCUCAAAGACUCCAGAAAGGAGAUGCAGCUACAGGACUCCACAAGAAUGCUUCCUCGAUCUCAAAACCACAACACUUGGCGGAAGCUUUCGACCUUCAGGGUGCUCGUCAGAUGGGCAAGAGCGCAAUGACGGUGCCAGUGGACCGUCACAACGCUACUCCGGUCUUUGAACCACCAACCUCGCCUCGAGAUCGGAUGACAGCAGGCGCUUCUCCUGUCUCUCGAUUCAGAGCCUUACCCAGGCUGGCAUCGGCGAAGAAAGGGGGCCAAGUAAGGGCGAACCCCCUAAUAGGAAUGCCCAUGAGCCCCGUCUACCUGGGGGGUCAUUCUUCCAUCGCUCCCGCUGCUCGGCCAGCACACAGUCAACGGACCCUUUCGCACGGCGCAGAAUUUUCAUUCGCGACCCAAGCUGGCCAAACAGCCUUCGACCAUCUCAACUCUACCGCCUUACAUCCGUCGCGAUCGAUGACUGAUCUGCGUGAGACAGCGUCUGCGAGCCAUGCAGCGGGCAGCUCACAAUGGCAGCAGGGCACUCCUUGGACCCCAUUGAGUCUCCGUCGCGAGUGGCCUCGAUCAGCGGCGGCAUCGGACGCUGUGACACGAUACUUGAAGCAAGGUCAUGACCAGCCUUAUGACCCUACUCAAUCGGCGCUCUGGUCGAGCUUGCGCCCAUGCAACGUCAGCAGAGGCGCCUUCUCAGAGUCAUCCAUCAUUGAGAACAUCGAUGAGGAAGCGUCCGACGUGGUCGAAAUGCAGAAGAUCUUCCCACAGUUCAGCAAUGACAAGCUAUCGUAUCGCCAAGGACCUAGAUUCCUCAAAGACGGCCUCCAUGCUGCGCAUAGAAGCGGUCGCAGUGUCUCCGUUGACGAUCUCGACAAAUUGGGGCUCCGUCCGCCACUCGAGACGCGCACCCAACGCGAUGCAAGCAGUCUCGAUCAGCGACGAAAGAGGCAAAUGACGUUUGACUCCCUGUGCAUGGACGCUCCAAAUAAGAGCGAUUACGUGAGACAGCGCACGCAAACUUUCGCCGCCGGCGAAAGCGCCGUUGCAAACAUCAUCAAUAUGGAUGCGAAGCACAUCCGAAACUUCUCGGCACUGUUGAACCCUCAUGAGAGGCCUGAGAAAAUAGCUACUCAUGCUUCGCUCGAAGGCUCGUUCCAGCCCGUAGCUUCACCACAAGAUGCACCGAAGAUCGUCAUGCGUGCACCUCAUAUUGGGCAAAUGGAAAGCUCAGGGCCGGAAACUGCACUUAGCGCGACAUCCAUCGAUUCUGGCUUAUACAAGCCUUCAAAUGAAGUUUCGAAGGACCUAGCUCUUUCGCACAUGCGAGGAACCCCGUCCAGUCAGGCCAAUUCUGGCCACUCGCCUUCUCGGUUGCACAUCGCUAUCGCUGGCAUCUCGCGCCCGUGGAGCUUCGCCUCCGAAGGCAGCGGCUCGUCUGCUUCCGAUAUGUACUUCAGCCCAAACACCACCAAUGACGACCUGGCAUUGAGCCCAGAGGCGGAGGGUAGUCCGCACGCGUGCUCGAACGAGCCUCCUCACGAACAUGCCACUUAUCAGCGGCCUGUCGGUGAAGUGCAGCAACCACAUUUUGAGCGUUCCCAGAGUCCCGCGUCGGCCGGUGCAGCGUGCCUGCAGGAUCGUGCCUCUGAUGUCCUCUCUCACGACUCGAUCUCACGAGACCUAUUCAACAGAGCAACAGUCGACGAAUCGCACAUCGCCAAUAAACGCGUCUCGUCAUCUUCUGGGCAGUCCCGGGAAACGGCCACUAAUUCUACGUCUGGUGGAGCAAAAUAUCGCUUCGAGGUUGUCAACUCGCCUGCGCGAUCUCGCAAGAGCGUCCUCGAGGAACAAGAGAAGGAGCAGCCUCAAGAGCCAGGGCACGAAGGUCCUCCUACUCUUGACAGUCUUCCGGAGCUCUACGAGCUGUCGUCAGUGGCAGGAAGCGACGUUAGUAGUAUAGAAGAUUUAAGCGAGGACGAAAAGUGCGAUACUCUACAUUGCGACUCGAUCCGAUGCCGAGACUUACAGGGGCCAAAUCUUGAAAGUCUUGAGCUGCUGAAUUCCUUCGCGGCUCUCUCCUGCGGGGACUCAAAUUUGAGGACCAUGGCCAUUGCUGGCACAUCUGCCCAGGCGGUCCGACCUAAGAUUGCGCGUUUUCACACGGUCCCAUCGGCUCAAGAACAUGCAUCGCAAGUGCUGUUGAAGGACUUGGAAGUUGAUCUGUGCCCAGAAGACUUCGAAAUUGUUCCUGUCUUUGAUAAUGAAGCCAACUCGACACGACUUGAGCUGCGAUGGCGCUUGCGCUUGGCGCUGCCUGGUUCGAAUGUCAGUUUUCGAGAGGUCAAGGGCGGAACCACUUUGAGCAGCGCAGCUCUGGAGCGUCUGCAAUCGCUCCGGACAGAUGUUAAUUCGCAAUUGCCUCGAGCGAAUGCAGGCCAGCUCGACACUAGUCAGAAACACGCACCGAAAGGUGACCAGCCGCACUCGCUAUCGACGAUCGAAACCCCUCGCCAAAGUUUGCAAACACUUUCCGGUGCGUCAGAGAGCCUGGACUCUGACUUGACACGAACAGCGUCUCUUCUUCAGACCAUAGCUAAGGACCUUCGCGCGGGCGAAGAGCGUGGAUUUGCAUUACGUCCUUACGGCCAAAUACGACACGCAUCGCCCUCAACCUUGAAGCAACACUUCGACCGUUCCACACCUGCUACCCUUGGUGGCCCCAAGUUCAGUCCCCGUCCUCUGCUUCUCGCUCCAAAUGGUCGUCAUUCUAGUGCCAACAGUCCCCGCCGCCGUGAGAGUCCACUGCCCCGCCUUACUGCGCAUCGUCUUUCGGACACGGCCAGCUCGGGUCAGCAAGUCCCGACAGUUGCCAUUCGUGCUGAGGCGAUGGCUCCCGCUUCAGCGGACGGCAAAGGGCUGAAACGCAUCCGAAAGCUGCGUCCCCCUCCGUUGAUCUUGGCUAGCAGCUUUGGGGCCACUGGUUAUGGCAGGGUUGGCCGAGCCCACCACAGCCACUCAAGCCGAGAUGUCAGCCCUGGUCAUAUCACACCGUCUGGCAUCAUGCGUAAGUUUGAGUCGUUGAUCAUCGUCAUUCGUGGCGAUACCCCUUUUGACAUCUUUUGACUCCUCCCAGCGUACCACCAUGGGGACAUUGAAGGCGCCCGCAGACUUUUGAAACCUUUGACGCCGGCAGGGACGAGCAGCUGUCCCAAUUCUGCUUUGAUGCCGUAUUUGGAGCGAGAAGAGCGGCGACACAUUUCAGGACAAAGACACAGCGCGAGUUACUUGAUGGAUGCUCAGGAGUUCGCAGACGACAGAUCUCCCGGGUUGGUCGGAGACCAGGCUAGCGCCGCCGACACGUCCAGCAGCGACACUAUGGAUAUGGAGCUGACAGACAAGCAUCCUCCUGCCGACCUCCUCUUUCAGACCUCUUCGUCUUUGGCGCACAUCACUGGAGCUCGCCAAUGA